This is a messenger RNA of Eucalyptus grandis, 1338 nucleotides long. RefSeq names its product small heat shock protein, chloroplastic. The record is from RefSeq and is a predicted model, not a curated record. Gene Ontology annotation, biological process: response to heat. The transcript is spliced from 2 exons. Lineage: Eukaryota; Viridiplantae; Streptophyta; Magnoliopsida; Myrtales; Myrtaceae. Bases 422 to 1108 code for a protein of 228 amino acids.
UUUACAGGGCACCAAAGCGCAGUGGCCCUUGAGAACAGUAGAAAUCAAUUCUUCAACUGUCGAGAAAACCUCGUCCUCCUCCUUCUUUGCACAGUUUUGGGCUUUUCUAGGUUGUGCUGGGUACAUUAACCCAAGUUCGCGAAUAAGAUGUUUGGAACGGUGCGGGUGUUGAGGCGUGUCUUUAAGAUGACGAGAUUUUGCAUGAUGUAAGGAACGGCCGACAGCAGCAUCUUGAGCGGUGACAGAUGUCGGAACCUGGAACUUUGUGAACUCUUCCCCUGCACACGUAUUACGCUAGUCGACCUCGCACGUCUCUCUCCAGAUAAAAGAUCAAAUCGCAAAUCCAUCCCCAGAAGAAUCAUAUUCAAAAGCUCGCUCUUUGGAUUACACUCGACGUUAACAGAGCAUAGUUUCAUUGGAAAUGAUGGCCGGGUCGUUAUUGUCGUACGCUUCACCUUUCGUGUCGGUCAAAGCCGGGGCUCCCAAACAGCCGCUGUCGGCCGGGCUUCCGUCGAGGAGUCGUCGCCGCUGCUACGACCCGCCACGGCGGGUGGUGGCCACGAGGGCGGGGCAGGCUGGGGAACACAGGGACACGUCUUCGGACGUGCAGGUGAAUCAGAAUAACCAAGGGACUGCUCUUGACAGGAGGCCCAAGCGUUUGGCCGUCGACAUCUCUCCCUAUGGGAUGAUGGAUCAUCUAUCUCCGAUGAGGACGAUGCGCCAGAUGCUGGACGCCAUCGACCGCCUCUUCGAGGACGACACGAACGGCAGCGGGGGAUGGGAGAUCCGCCCCCCGUGGGACAUUUACGAGGACGACCGCGAAAUCAAGAUGCGGUUCGACAUGCCGGGGCUCUCCAAGGAGGACGUCAGGGUCUCCGUCGAAGACGACGAGCUCGUCAUCCAUGGGGGGGAGCGCAGGGAACCGAGCGGAGGAGGAGACGGCCCCUGGUCCGCCAGGAGCUACGGCAGCUCCUACUACACCCGGCUCCAGCUCCCGGACGACUGCGAGAGGGACAAAGUCAAGGCCGAGCUCAAGAACGGGGUGCUGCUCAUCUCGAUCCCGAAGGCUCAAGUGGAGCGCAACGUUGUCGAUGUUGAGGUCCAGUGACAAGGGACGCCGAGUAGGAUUCCGCAUAUGUUACGGAGAUCCUGUACCGCCCGUGUCUCGCUUCUGUUCCCUUACCUCGUCGUAUAUGCAUAUGUUCGACAAAGGAACCAUCUUUGUCGUGUUUCGCUUUCCGGAUCUCGCGGCCCUUCAAUGGGCUUGCUGAAGUUGAGCCCAAGAUGGGCAGAAACUGUUCAUUAGCAAGAGAGGGAAGAGACUCCCCUCGUUUUCGA